AUGAAGGAGGGAACGGGGAAAGUUGCAGUGGCGGCGGCGGUGAUAGGGGCCGCGGCGGCGGUGGGAGUAGCGGCUUAUAUUGUCAGGCAGCGGAUGAAGAGCUCCGGGAAGUGGGCAAGGGCUUUGGCGAUUGUGAAGGAAUUUGAAGAGAAGUGUGGGACUCCAGAAGUGAAACUUAAGCAGGUGGCCGACGCCAUGACGGUGGAGAUGCACGCCGGAUUAGCCUCCGAGGGCGGAAGCAAGCUUAAGAUGCUCAUUAGCUACGUAGAUAACCUCCCUAAUGGUGACGAGGAAGGAGUUUUUUAUGCAUUGGAUCUUGGUGGAACAAAUUUCCGCGUAUUGAGAGUGCAAUUGGGAGGGAAAGAAGUUGGUAUUGUUCAUCAAGAAUUUGCCGAGGCAUCAAUACCCCCAGCUCUGAUGGGUCAAACUUCAGAUGCGCUUUUUGAUUAUAUAGCGGAAAAACUUGCAAAUUUUGUUGCUGAAGAAGAACAAAGGUUUCAGCAACCUCCUGGUAGGCAGAGAGAACUAGGCUUCACUUUCUCAUUCCCUGUGAUGCAAACUUCAAUAAACUCUGGUAAUCUUAUCAGGUGGACGAAAGGCUUCUCUAUUGAUGAUGCGGUUGGCCAAGACAUGGUAGCUGAACUUACAAAAGCCUUGCAAAGAAAAGGUGUUGAAAUGAGGGUGGCAGCUCUGGUGAAUGAUACAAUUGGAACAUUGGCUGGAGGCAGAUAUACCAAUAAGGAUGUUGCUGUUGCUGCGAUAUUGGGUACUGGAACUAAUGCGGCAUAUGUAGAGCGUGCUCAAGCAAUUCCGAAGUGGCACGGUCCGCUGCCUAAAUCUGGAGAGAUGGUUAUCAAUAUGGAGUGGGGUAACUUUAGGUCGUCCCAUCUUCCAUUGACGGAGUAUGACCAUGCAUUGGAUGUCGAAAGUUUAAAUCCUGGUGAACAGAUAUUUGAGAAGAUAGCUUCUGGCAUGUACUUGGGAGAAAUUUUACGCAGAGUUUUACUUAAGAUCGCUGAAGAAGCUGCUUUCUUUGGUGACGAGGUUCCGCCCAAACUUAAAAUUCCAUUCAUAUUGAGGACGCCGGAAAUGUCAGCAAUGCAUCAUGACAUGUCCUCUGAUCUUAAGGUGGUGGGCAACAAAUUGAAGGAUAUACUAGAGAUAUCUAAUUCCUCCCUGAAAACAAGGAGAGUUGUGGUUGAGCUCUGCAACAUUGUUGCCACGCGUGGGGCUCGGCUUGCUGCUGCCGGUGUUCUGGGCAUCCUAAAGAAAAUGGGACGGGAUACUUUGAGGGAAGGAGGGCCCCAAAAGACUGUCAUAGCCAUGGACGGUGGACUGUAUGAGCACUACACUGAAUACAGUAAGUGCUUAGAGAACACAUUGCGAGAGUUACUCGGGGAGGAAACUGCAUCAAGCAUUGUUGUCGAGCAUUCAAAUGAUGGUUCGGGCAUUGGGGCUGCUCUUCUUGCAGCCUCCCACUCCUUGUACCUCGAACAUAAUUCAUAA
This is a messenger RNA of Fraxinus pennsylvanica, 1506 nucleotides long. Lineage: Eukaryota; Viridiplantae; Streptophyta; Magnoliopsida; Lamiales; Oleaceae. The record is from the annotation of a GenBank genome assembly.